CUGUGCCGCUGCCGUCUUCUUCAGUCCGCCCGGUUGGCUGCUGGCUGUGCACCGCCUGACAGGAGAGAGGAUAUCCGGAUAGAGCAGCACACGUCUGCAGCGGAUCUGCACCUGUGCUGCGCACACCGACUGUGGAUUUAGUGCGAGAGACACAAGUUGAGAGCGACACGAAGCUGCAACACCCAACACGGUCAGAGGUUUAUGAAAGCAGAAGUGUGAUUGUCCGGAGAUGAUGUCCAUGCAAAUGAGUGAGGCGAACAGUGUGGUGAAAGUGGCCGAGUGGCAGCAGACCUACUAUGCAUCAGACUCCGGCAUCCAAUCGGGCGCCACCACCGUGCGUGAUGAUGACAGCAGUACUGGGUACAGUGGCAGUAAGAAGUACACAAGCAAUAUAACGAGUACUACCACUGCACCUGCUACCGCCAUGGCUGAAGGAGGAGCAGCUGGUGAAGGAGAAGGACCCACAGAUUUAGAUGCUCAGUACUCACUAACCCGGGCUCAGCGUGUCAGGGCUGCCAUGUUUCCAGAGACGCUGGUGGAGGGAGAGGUAGCCAUGCCUGUCCAGUCAGAUCCCACACAACAGAGCAACGUGCAAAGAUUGGCUGAGCCAUCACAGUUACUAAAGACAGCUAUAGUCCACCUGAUAAACUACCAGGAUGAUGCAGAGCUGGCAACGAGAGCAGUGCCGGAGCUCACUAAGCUGCUUGCAGAUGAUGAUCCGGUUGUGGUGAACAAGGCAGCCAUGAUAGUCAACCAGCUCACCCGUAAGGAGGCCAGUCGGCGGGUUCUGGUGCAGUCACCGACCAUGAUAGGAGCCGUGGUUCGCGCCAUGACAACAACAGUUGACAUGGAGACAGCUCGUUGUACGGCAAGCGUCCUCCACAGUCUGUCACACCAGAGCGAGGGACUGCAGGUCAUAUUCAAGUCCGGAGGGAUACCCGCACUGGUUCGCAUGCUGAGUUCACCGAUGGAGUCCGUUUUAUUUUACGCCAUAACCACCCUUCACAAUCUGCUGUUGCACCAAGAGGGUGCCAAAAUGGCUGUGCGUCUUGCUGAUGGCCUACAGAGGAUGGUGCCCUUACUGAAGAAGAGCAACCCAAAGUUCCUGGCCAUUACUACAGACUGCCUGCAGCUCUUGUCUUAUGCCAACCAAGAGAGCAAGCUCAUCAUACUUGCCAAUGGGGGCCCAGAUGGCCUGGUAUUCAUCAUGAGGAACUACAAUUAUGAGAAGCUGCUGUGGACCACCAGUCGCGUGCUCAAAGUUCUGUCUGUUUGUCCUAGCAACAAGCCUGCUAUAGUAGAAACUGGUGGUAUGCAGGCUUUGGGUCAGCAUCUCACCGGAUCAAGUCAGCGUCUGAUUCAGAACUGUCUGUGGACACUCCGUAACCUGUCAGAUGCCGCAACCAAGCAGGAAGGGUUGGAUGGUCUGCUGCAGAUAUUAGUCACCCAGCUGAGCUCAGAUGAUGUCAACAUGUUGACCUGCGCAACAGGCAUCUUGUCCAACCUCACCUGUAACAACUCACGCAACAAGACUCUGGUGACUCAGUUUGGUGGUGUGGAGGCUCUGAUCCAUGCUGUGCUACGUGCUGGGGAGAAGGAGGAUGUUGCCGAGCCAGCAGUUUGCGCCCUGCGUCACCUCACGUCCCGCCACCAAGACGCUGAGCUGGCCCAGAAUGCUGUGCGGCUGCACUAUGGUGUCCCUGCUGUUGUCAAGCUGCUAGGACAACCACACUAUUGGCCUGUUGUAAAGGCUACCGUUGGCCUCAUCCGAAACCUUGCACUGUGCCCAGCCAAUCAAGCCCCACUUAGGGAUGCGGGGACGAUCCCGCGAUUGGUCAACCUACUGUUAAAAGCUCACCAGGACACACAGAGGCAUGCCUCCUCGUCCCAGCAAACAUAUCAGGAUGGUGUUCGUAUGGAGGAAAUUGUAGAGGGCUGCACAGGAGCACUUCACAUUCUGGCCAGAGAUCCUAUAAACAGAGGAGAGAUCGCCAGCAUGCAGACAAUACCACUGUUUGUGCAGCUGCUGUACUCGUACGUGGAGAAUGUGAAGCGAGUUGCUGCAGGAGUUCUGUGUGAAUUAGCUCUGGACAAACAUUCUGCAGAACUCAUUGACGCAGAGGGAGCGUCAGCGCCGCUCAUGGAGCUGCUGCACUCCAACAAUGAGGGAAUCGCCACCUACGCUGCAGCAGUGCUAUUUCGAAUUUCAGAGGACAAGAGCUCAGAUUAUAGGAAAAGAGUGUCAGUGGAGCUCACACACUCGCUCUUCAAACACGACCCAACUGCCUGGGAAAUGGCCCAUUCAGUACCCCUGGAACCCACAUACUUGGCUGAUGAGUUAGAUGGAGCCUACCCUCCGUAUGGCUACGCUGACCUGCCUCUGGACACUCUGCCAUUAGACCCUGACCUCCAUGAGUCCUACAUGUCUGAGAUGACCCACGACCCAAGGCAGGCCUACCCUGAACCCCUCUAACAGGAAUGCACACUGGAAUCCAAUCGAUGAUCGAAUAAACAAAUCACAGACAGAAAGGACUGGGGGAAUUUACGGAGGAAGAAAGCUACUGAAGGUCUUAAUGACAAGGAGAAUCAAAGCUUUUCAUCCUUUUCUGAGGUGGAAAAUCUCCCGUUUGGCAAUCAGAAACUUUCAGAAGACAGUUUCUUGAAAGUGGUUUAUUGUUUGGUGUAAAUAACACAACUGUUACUUUGGUAUGAUGUCUUACAGUGGGGUGAAAGUGUACGUCGGACUGUCUGGCACUGUUACACGGGUAGUAACUUUUCAAAGCAAUCACAUUCGGCACGUUUCAUUGACAGUUUGGGACAUGCAAGACAAGCAUUUAGCUUGUAUUUUCAAAAUGAAAAAGUAUAACUAAGUACUAAGUUCCUAGUGUAAUCUUAGCUGAGCUCUUCACUUGUGUUCAACCAUGAUCUACCAUACAUUAAUUUUGUUUUCUAAACAUCCAGGUUACAUUUCUGAACUGAAGGUAACAUGGACAUUUCGUUCCUUAACUGGCAUUAUUGUAAGCCCAAUUAGCUACUAAAUGCUACCCGUGUAUCCCUGUUGUCUUUUAGAUGUCUCCUCUGUAUAUUGACUGUGCACAUGUCCCAGGGUGUCCAUAUGUGGUUAUUGCAUGGUAGUGUAAUGUGUCUACAUUGACAAACUGUUCACCUUUGCAUACUGAGAAACACAUGAGGAAAUGAGGAGAGUUACAUGUACAGUCAAACCAUGGUUUUGUUAGUAAUUUGUUCCAAAAAGUAAGGCAAAAACAGAAAUGCACAAAAAUCCAAGAAAUGUUUCCCAUAGCAAAUAAUGUAAAUAUAAUUAAUCGGUUACAGACACCCAAAAAAAUCUCUUCCUCACCAGGAUGAAACUUAUCGUCGAUGCAGACUUCCCGUACAUCCUGGCUAGUACUUUGCUACGAGUAUUUUCUUCAGUUCAAUAAUGUUUCAAACUGUUGGCACUUACAACUUUAUGCAGUUAUUUAGCAAUCACACAAACAAAAGCACAGAACUGAGUCAGUGGGAUGCUUUGUUUGGGCACAAAUUCCAUGGAAUGAUACGCGGGCAAACUAGUUUGUUACGCGCAAUGUUUGGCUGGAAAAAACCCGACACUGGGGCGAAAUUUUGGCAAACAUUUUCUUUGAAAACUGAAUCCUACAAAAAGGGUGACAUGCGAAAAGCGACAUUUGACUGUAUUUGCAAUAUGUUGAACACUUAAAAAAAUAAAAAUAAACAUUGUAACAUUCAUUGGGUCAUUGUCCGUAAAGAGAAAAUCUGGUCAGAUAUCCAGAAAAAUAUACACUAAUGCCCCUGGAACAUCCCUAAAGGGAAUAUCGGGUCAGAUAUCCAGAAAAAUAUACACUGGAACAUCUUUGACUACAAAGUCUGUACCACAGUUUUUCACAGCUUUCAUGGGGAGAUAUUGUGAAUUAACAACUGUAGCAAGAUUGUACUUAAAACCUUUUUGUAUAUAAAACAACCGACAUUUGUAUUGGGGCUGUGCCAAUGAUAAAAUGUCUUCUGUUGAAACUGUAUGCCACUGUCCAUUGAGUAGUGGUGGGAUUGAAGCUCUAAAACAAAGUGACUGCAGAGUACGCAUAUUUCCUGUGUACUAAAUAUGCAGGACUGUUGGGGCAAAACAUCUUACAUCAAGAUCAAUUCUGGUUGUAAUGUUUCUACCGGUAUUUUUGGUUGCAAAAUGCAAUGGAACCCAUUUAUGUUGACAACCCGUCUAUGUCGACCAACACAUCAAGUCCCGAUCCACCAUCUCGCGAGCAUCUUAAACGCUUAAGGCACCGUAGACAUACUGUACAACCUAGGUUCCCAAAGUGGGGUACGCCAAUUGUCAUUGGGGGUACGUGAAUAAAAGUGAAAAACAAUUAGCGCCUAACACAAUUACUAGCGCACUGUCAUAGCAGAAAGAAGGAAGGAGACACGGCAUGAAGUUCUUCAUUGCUCUGUGUGAGUUCUAUGAAUAAGUAAGUUUGAUGAUUAUGUUGUGUAUUAAAAGUGUUUCAUCUUGAAGGUUUAAUUUAUGUUGGUGUUCCAAUCCCCACACUGUGAAAACCUGUCCAUGUACGUGCGUGUCAGGAUGAGAGUGGAGAUUCCCCUGAAAAUGAGGCUUUAUCGCCGCUUGUAUGUAUUUUUGUAUUUUGGAUGCUGCGUGUUUGAUGCUGUCAUGUUUGUUCAACUUUCCCUUUCAAUUUGGUAUCAAAAUUAUAUGCAGAUUUAAAUCAUGGCGAUUGCAGGUGGACAGAAGCGAAGAUCAAGUUCAACCCAUUCAAAGGGAAGGAACUUAGAUUCUAUAUUUAUCUCCAAGAGAACUUCACAUCUUAUCUAUUCAUCAUUGCUCAUGUGAAACUUUUGUCAAAAUUUGACCAUGCACAAUACACAUUUUUGAACCAGAAUUAUCUACUAGAAAAUGAAUUAACCAAUUAAUCAUGUUUCAUGUUUCAAUUUAAUGAAAUGUAACAAUGGUUUAUGUUUUUUAAGUGUGUAGCAGUAGGGGGUACAUGGCUUCAAGUCAAAUGUCUGAAGGGGUACGCGACUGUAAAAAGCCACUGCUGUACAUGGUCAACCGCUUUUAAAACAAGGGGUCCAUUCCAUUUUCUUCUGCUUAUCCUGGUCUAGGUUGCGGGGGCAGCUGUCUCAGUAGGGAAGCUCAGACUUCCCGUUUUCCAGCCACCUUUUCCUGUUCCACCAGGAGGACCCCAAGGCAUUCCCAGGCCAGCUGUAAAACAUAAUCCCUCAAGCGUGUCCUGGGUCUUCCCCGGGGCCUCCUACUGGGCAUGCCAGGAGGCAUCUGGAGUAGAUGCCCAAGCCACCUCAAAUGGCUCCUCUCAAUGUGAAGGAGCAGCAGCUCUACUCUGAGCCCCUCUUGAGCUCCUCACCCUAUCUCUUAGGGUGAGUCCAGCCAACCUAUGGAGGAAACUCAUAUUACUGCAGACGUUGCGCCAACCCACCUGUCGACCUCUGUCACUCCUGAAUAAAAAAAAAAACCCUCAGAUACUUGAACUUCUCAACCUGGGACAAGACCUCACGCUCAACCCAGAGAGGGUUCAAUCCACCGUUUUCACAAAAAUUCUGAACAGAAUCGGUGACAAAGAGCAGCCUUGGCGGAAGCCAAUGUUCAUCGGUAACGGGCUCGACUUACUGCGAGCCAUGCGAACCGGGCUCCUGUUCUGUUGUAGGACCAAAUGGCAAGUAGUAGUGCGCCACCGAUCCCGUACUUCUGGAGCACCCCUCAAAGGACACUGCGAGGGACACGGUCCAAUGUCUUUUCCAAGUCCACAAAGCACAUGUAGAUAGGAGUCCUUUUUCAGCUUAACAGCAACCCUAACCGCUGGUGUCCACCAUUGGGUUUGAGGUUUGCCGCCACGACUAGCACCAACCACCUUGAGGCCACAGCUCCGAUGGGCUGCCUCAGCAAUGGAGGCACAGAAUUCUGACUUGAUACACUCAUCCUCACCCGGGAUGCAGGUGAAGCUCUGCCGGAGAUGAGAGUUGAAGACUCGAUGAACAGGAGACUCUGCCAGAUGUUCCCACCACAACCUCACUACACUUUUGGGUCUGCCAGGUCUGUCCGACAUCCUCCACCGCCAUCUAAUCCAAAUCCAAUAUCAGUUGACAGUUCGUACCCUGUCUUUACCCGCAUCCAGAACAUGUGGAUGCAGGUUUGAUGACAUGACGACAAAGUUGAUCAUAGACCUGUGGCCUAGGGUGUCCCGGUGCCAGGUGAACUAAGCGACAUCCUUAUGUUUUAAUGUGGUGUUUGUUAUGGACCACUGUGGCUCACAAUAAAGUCCAAUAACAUUACAUUGCACAGGUUCACAUCGGGGAGCCCGUUCCUCCCAAUCGCACCCCUUCAGGGCACACUGUCAUUGCCCACAUGGGCACUGAAGUCUCCCAAUUGGACUACGGAACCACCAGCAGAGAUUUUUUCCCUCACCCCCUGAUAGACUGUAAGAAGGCUGGGUACUCUGAGCUGCCAUUUGGCAUGUACACUCAAAUCACAGUGAGGUCCCUUUCCCCAACCCGAAGGUGUCGGGAAGUGACCCUCUCAUUCACUGGGGAUGAAUCCAACACAGAAGCACCGAGCUGGGGGGCUAUUAAUAAACCCAGUCCAGCUCACCGCCUCUCCCCUGUGGAAACUCCAGAGUCCAUCCCCUCUUGAAGAGUUUGGUUCCAUAACCCAAACUGUGGGUCGAGGUGAGUCUGACUAUGUCUAGCCAGAAAGUCUCAACCUCUCGCUGAAGCUCAAGCUACUUCCCCACCAGAGAAGUGACGUGCCAUGUCCCAAGAACCAGAUUUAGCUGCCAAAGACCAUCGCCCAGGUGCCUGCCCUCGAUCACCACCCAAUACGCAAGGCACCGGACCCUUAUGCUUGCCCCCGCAAGGUGGUGGGUCUGGGUGGGUGGGAUCCCAUGUGGCUUCUUCGGGCCCUGGCCGUGCCCCACUGAUGAAGGCCCGACCACCAGGCGCUCGCCUGCAAGCCCCUCCCCCGGGCCUGGCUCCAGGGUGAGGCCCCCGGUGAAUCAGUCUUUGUCUGGCCCUUCAAAAGGGGUCAUUUCUAUGAAAAGUUGGUUCGUUUAUGUGGACGUGUUAUUGUUAACGUCAUUAUUAUCGCCUAAAUGUCAAAAUCAAUACAAACGAAGAAGUGUGAAAUGGGCAACAGGAGAAAAGAACUGUACUUACCUUCAAAGUCUUUCUUUUGUCGCAGUAGACAAAAAAGAAGUAGUUCUUUCAUUCCCCAUUUCGUACCUGACAAAAUACACCCAUUUAAUUUAUUUGGCAAAAAUGGAGGAAAUAACAUCCACAAACUGAAAAGCUUUAAAAAUCCUUUAUUUUAACCCAUUCUCCUCAUGUCUCUGGCAAAGGUCCAAAGUAAAUGUGCAAGCAAUGGCUGUUGUCGGUUAUGUCGACAACUGGUUAUGGCGAUGUGAGUCAACCAUUCUGAUGUAUGUCGACUUAAACAGGUUCCACUGUACCCACCAAAAGCAGUACAAACCCUACAUUUGAAAAAAGCACAACUACAAAUAACUGCAAUUGCUCUGAGCAUUUAUCACAGUUGUUGUGUACCUUAACUCAAACUGUAUUAAAUCUCUUAUUU
Molecule: messenger RNA, 7606 nt
Organism: Dunckerocampus dactyliophorus (ringed pipefish)
Lineage: Eukaryota; Metazoa; Chordata; Actinopteri; Syngnathiformes; Syngnathidae
Product: junction plakoglobin-like
Exons: 17
Coding region: 230-2473 (747 amino acids)
Biological process (GO): cell adhesion; positive regulation of transcription by RNA polymerase II
Cellular component (GO): catenin complex; adherens junction
Molecular function (GO): transcription coactivator activity; cadherin binding; protein phosphatase binding
Source: RefSeq, a predicted model, not a curated record